Molecule: messenger RNA, 2094 nt
Organism: Seminavis robusta
Lineage: Eukaryota; Bacillariophyta; Bacillariophyceae; Naviculales; Naviculaceae
Source: the annotation of a GenBank genome assembly
AUGAAGACUGUCUUCUUGGUGGUGUGCAACCUCUACCUCGCCCAGGGCUUUGUUCCCUUUGGUAGCAAGGCAACCUUAAAACCAACAUAUGGCAAAGUUUCGGAUGCAUUGGAUGAGUUUGGUAAUAACUAUGAUCGAAACAGCAAGGAAACUUUGGGUAUGCUGGAAGAAAUCAAUGAGGAUUUCAAGAGACUGGUCCAGUUGAAACGACAAUCACUGCAAGUAGUUGGAACAAGCGAUAGAACAGAAGCGAUGGCCAAAGAUGCACCCAUGAACCGUACGCCCAUGUCAUACUUUGAUUCUCUCUACGGCAAGAAUGCUUCCAAGAGGAGAGACACAGUUUUGUUUGCUCAACCCGAAAAAGAAAUGAGACAAGAGCUCGCGGAAAGAACCUCCAUUAUCAAGGACGAAGAACAAUAUGCGAUUCGUGAUGGCCCUGGUGUGCUGCCGUUGCAAGAAGAAGAGGAGGAAGUUGUUACCUCGGAAGAAGAUAUUCCAGAAGGCGAGAACGAAGCUGAGAGACUCAAGAGACGUAUGGAACGAUUGACAAAACGUAGAGCGUAUCCACUCUUUUUGGCGGAAAAAGGAAUUGAACUCAUAGAAGGCAUACUACCUGGUCAAUCGGCAUUUGUAUAUAAAGGCACCGAGAGAGAAAAAAUUGUGGUGCUUGGAACAGGAUGGGGCGCUGUUUCGUUCCUGAAGGGUAUUGAUACUAGCCUCUAUGAUGUCACUGUGAUUUCGCCUCGGAACUAUUUCUUGUUCACUCCAAUGCUGGCUGGAGCGAGCGUAGGAACCGUCGAAUACAGAUCCAUCACAGAGCCAGUGAGAGAGAUCAAUCGCAAAGUCAACUACUUGGAGGCAACCGCGACAGAAAUUGACCCAAAAACUAAGGUUGUAACGUGCGAAUCUGUUGUCUGCGACGGAAACUCGUGUGACAUUGAAGAUUUCACCGUAGAGUAUGAUCGCUUGGUGGUGACUGUUGGUGCCCAGACGAACACAUUUGGAAUCCCAGGAGUCAGAGAGUACUGCUGUUUCCUAAAGCAGGUUGAAGAUGCCAGGCGUAUUCGCACGGCCAUUGUGAACUGUUUUGAAAGAGCCAAUCUGCCGUCACUGACCGACGAACAACGUGAGAACGACCUCACCAUUGCUGUCAUUGGAGCGGGGCCAACUGGGAUCGAAUUUGCAGCAGAAUUGCGAGAUUUUGUCGAGGAGGACGGACCAAAAUACUACCCCAACUUGUUGAAGCACGUUCGCAUCAAGGUAAUUGAAGCUGCUUCAUCUGUGCUGGCGCCAUUCGACAAGGCUCUGCAGGAAGAAGCCAUUCGAGUGAUGAAUCGUUCUGUUGAAAUCAGUGACUCGGAUGUUCGUAGUCUACUGCCGGAGCGAUUCCAGCUUGUCGAACUGAAGCUGGAUCAAUCUGUUAAGGAGGUCACCGACAAGUCCAUCAUGUUGAACUCUGGCGAGGAAAUACCGUACGGGCUCGCGGUGUGGGCUGCUGGAAAUGGACCUCUUCCAAUCACAUUGCAACUUGUGGAAGCAUUAGGCGAGGAACAGGCAGAAGAGCAAGAUGUGGCAAGAGGGCGUGUGGCUAUCGACCCGUGGAUGCGUGCUGCUGGUGGCAAUGGCGAUAUCCUGGCGUUCGGCGACUGCACUUGCAUCACUCGCGGUCAGCUGCCUGCAACGGCGCAAGUUGCAGCCCAGCAAGGUGAAUACUUGGCCAACAUGUUAAACAAGCAGUACGAUUUGAAGCCGAGCAAGGUUGACGGAGUGGUGCCACCCCCAAUGAAAACCGGAGAAACAAAGAGUUCCCUGUCAGAUACGGUUGCCAAUUUGGCCACUCUCUCUAACGGAGAAUAUGCCAAACCAUUCCAAUUCUUGGAUCUCGGAAUCCUUGCUUACACUGGGGGCGGAUCGGCGCUUGCUCAAGUAACACCCGCACCAGAUGCUCCACCGUUGAAGGGAACCGGAAAGAUCGGCAAUACGGUGUGGCGAAGUGUGUACCUGAGCAAACAGGUUUCUUGGCGAAAUCGACUUCUGGUCCUCAACGACUGGACCAAGCGACAGCUGUUCGGUCGUGACAUUACAAGAGUGUAA